UUGCGCCCGGACACUAUUAGAGGGAAGAGAACUUCUUGCGCCUGCUCCUGUCCAUGCCCUUCAGCAACGGUUUUAGCUCCUGAAGCACACAUGGACCCGGCUUGCAGCAGGAGGUUGAUCUAUUAAGUGAGCCGGAAAAGAAGCUUCUCUUCGCAACUCAAAGAGGAGACAGAACUGCAGGAAACCAGACGCUGCAAAAGCUACAGGCUGCGACUCAAGGACUUGUCUCCAUCUGACUUGCAUGUGUGAACUGAUCCGGUGGGAAGGAAUCUAAAGCCAUCAUCAUGGAAUUUGUAAUGAAACAAGCUCUAGGAGGGGCUACCAAAGACAUGGGGAAAAUGUUGGGUGGAGAAGAAGAGAAGGACCCAGAUGCUGCCAAGAAGGAAGAAGAACGGCAGGAGGCUCUUAGGCAGCAGGAAGAAGAAAGGAAAGCUAAAUAUGCCAAGAUGGAGGCUGAAAGGGAAAACGUGAGGCAAGGGAUUCGGGACAAGUAUGGAAUUAAGAAGAAGGAAGAAAGGGAAGCAGAGGCCCAAGCUGCUCUUGAAGCCAACGUUGAAGGCAGCCUGACGCGUCCAAAGAAGGCCAUCCCCCCUGGGUGUGGCGAUGAGGAUGAGGAGGAGGAAGAAAGCAUUCUAGACACCGUUAUCAAAUACCUUCCUGGUCCCCUCCAGGACAUGUUUAAGAAGUAAUGGCUAUAGACUGCCAGCCUGUCUAUGGACAGUAAAGCAAUAGAUUUCUCAUUGAUCCAAUGGGGAAUUUAUACUUGCCACACAUCACGCAACCUCUCCCCGGUCACCACUCCAGCCCCUUGUCAUUCACUCAGAUCCCUUCCCUACCCUGCCCCCUCCCAUCCAUUCCUUAUUUUGUACAUAUCACAUCUAGUAGAUGCCUCCGAAUGGAUGUAAAGAGCUGCAGUCUACACAACUUUUUAUUAUUAUAAAGCCAUAGUACUACGUAUGUUAAAUAAAGGAAGGUGUACAUUAAACAGAGAAGAGAGACAAUAGCAUGCUUGUUUUCAUCUCCCAGCAGGAGGGGGUUCACCCACAGCAAAUGGCAGGUGGCUUAUCUGUUUUUCCUUAUUUAUUGGUUUUAUAUCUAACAGUGGAUCAGGCCACCUCCGCUAUCGACAGCAUUAGGAUGUCUCUCCUAUAGGGCUGAGCGGAAAGGACUCACUGUUUUUCUGGAACAUUUUUUGUAGCGUCAGAAAACACGUUCCUUUUUCAGUGAUUUUUUUUGGCAAUGCCUGCAAAAAAAUAUUUGCCUGUUUAUUUAGAUUGCCCUUUCUUGAUCUCUCUCAACUGAUUUUGUUUGCCAUCAGUGACAUCAUUAUGUUGCCAAAUCUGAUUUGGUACAUAGUGCAGUGAUAUCAUCCUAUUCACUGUGUGAUCUGUGAUUGGCUGGGAUCACUUGUGUGAUUAAUCCAAGAAACAUUGCCCUCACUUUCAGUUGACUUUGUUUGCCCUCAGUAAUGUCAUCACAUUGUCAAAUUUGAUUGGCAACCUAGCAGUGUGACAUCAUCCAGUUGCUAUGUAAUGCCUGAUAGGCUGUGAUCACCUAAUAUGUGUAACCCAGGAAAGCGACAGAAGCAGCAACUAGGCAAAAACAGGGGGAAAUGGCAUAGAAGCACAGCAGCUAGGCGAAGCAAUGGUCACAAUCAAAACAACAAAAAUGUGAAUAUUCUCAUAAGCAUAGCAUUCUGCGGGAAUUAUUUCUGCCUUCCCCAAAUCACUUUUUUUGGCCAGAAAUAGAAAUGGGAGAAUAUUCAACAAAGUCCUAUUCCUCUAUACUAGAGAUAUUUCCAGCUCGUAGUGAAUCAAAUCUUUGUUUCUUAUACUAUUCCCAUUAUUGCACAGCACUGAUAAAAGACAAUUUGGACAAUGAGCCAUUACUACAAUACUCAUAUUUCCAACCCCAGUGUCAAGGUGUGAAAAAAUAUAACCCAUUUGAAACACAUCUAAUGCCUCAGAACAGAGGCGCUCUUACCCCUGGACUUCUGGGCCAAAGUCCAGGGCCUCCUAAAAUCCUUUUUAGUCUGUCCCUGGUAGUGUUGCUGCAUUAAAAAUAUCUUAAAGAUACUAUGUGUGGAGGGCCUCCAAAAGCCUUUAGGUCCAGGCUCCAAAAUUACCUAGGUGCGCUUCUGCCUCAGAAUCUUCUAGACAAGUGUCUUGUAGCUUUGAAAACAGCCAUAACGAGGAGAUAACAAGAAACAUUUAUUUCAUCUGCAAAAUACUGUCUUCCCUUCCUAGAUUAAAAUGUCUGCCAGUACUUUCCAUCUAGUCAUGUAAAAGCUCCCGAUUACUGUGAGCCACUUAGUCUGCAGAACCUAACCACCUCUGUUGGAGUCACCAAGCUGUUUGUUAUAGCCAAUCAGGUCCUUCACCAUCCAGGGAGGACUGUGGGAACUAGACCCCAUUCCAUCCUUUUCAGCUUGUGUUUAAAAAAGACAGGAAGCCUCUAGCCUUUUAUUGGAGAAGGUAUGUUAAAAAGAAAAGUGCAGGGUAGUAUUCUACCCAACACUUGGAUACUUAAUAAAAUAUAAUUGAAUUGUUAAGUUUAGUUCAUAGAUAAAAGAAUAUAUCAGUCUAUUUGUAUUUAGGGUGGGUUUUUUCCUUCUAUUUUUGUAUUUACAUAUGAUGGACACCCAUUUAAGUCCUUUAGGAUCACAAAAUGUCUGGCUAUGAGCCUAUGCCCAAUAACCUUGAGUGUUUGACCUACGUUUCACCGACUAGAGCAAAGGCUGAGAAGGCUGAAGAAGCCUGGCUCAGAUCUUGGAGGGACUGCAGCACUUACCCUGCAUAUAAAAAGGUCUAUUCUAGUUGGAAGGGUCUCAAGUGGCAAGGAUGGGAAAGAUCUCUGCUUGGAGAAGUGCUGCUAGAGAAGCCAGUAAUAAAUAGAUUAGGUGAGCCAAUGUAUAAUUCUGUCCUUUACAUAACUGAGAGAGCAGAAUUCUCCAUGGAAUUCUUUCCCAUCUUGAUUAGUCUGCACACAGGUUUGAUGGGAAUCCACUUUUUCAUAGGUGCAACACGCACUCUGAUUCUGUCCCUGUGCCAAAAUUGGGGCUGCCUGGCUGGUAUGCUGGAACAGGAUUUUCAUCACCAGUUGCCCAUUGUAGCAUGCUCCAGUUUAAUGCUGGAACAAGGGCUGAAAGGGCAUAUCCAUGUGAGGCAUCUAUUUGUUGUAGAUCUAUACCACUCCAGGCAGCAGGUGGACAAACUGUGUGUUUGAAUGUUCUCGUUUAAUUUAAAAGAACAAAAACAAAAACUCCCUGCACAUGGAAAACCAGCAUGUCAGAGAGAAUAGCUCUUGGCUACCUUUCUCCCUAACAUGUUAGGAGGUUUGUUUGUUUAUUUAAAUGCAGGAAAUCAUUCAGACAUUUGAUUUGCCCACCCACAGUCCAAACUACUACAUGCAUGAGGCUGCUGACUAGGUAGUUCAGCUGAUUGACAGGAUUUCAAGCCAAUGACCUUGUGGUCUGAUGGUCAAAUCUGAAUUUGGUCUUCCCAAUGUCAGUUCAAAAGGUAAGUGGGGGAAAUCAGCCUUGUUCUGAGACACUGGGUCAAUUUCACUGGACAGUGGUGUGAUCAUGUGCUGAAAUAAGUAGCCGCAUUGAAUCUGAUUUUCCCAUAAAGUCAGCUCUAUUCACAUUAUGGCUGAAUUCAGAUAUAACAGGAAACUGGAGGUCUUGUCACCUCCAAUUUCCUUGGAUGCACUUCCAAAUUUGGGAAACGGGAGUUGAAAGCUGCAGGGAGGCAGCUCUCCCGAAAGUACGAAUGCAGAUGGGAGAGUGGGGGUUGAGGGGUGCUGAACCAUUGGUCCAUUGGACCUGCGGUCCCAGGUUAUGCCUGAAGGUGGCCAAUGAGUGUGAUGCCAAACCAUAGGCAUAGCUUCCUGAAAGGGAAAGGCCAUUGUGCACUGUGUUCUGAUUUGGCAUUUUGACCAUACCUGUUGCACAAAGACUGAUUAAUUUAUAAAAUAAUGACCAUUUUGAGAGGAACCCUUUAUGUUUUACAAGUCCCCAUUCCAGAUCAGUGGUUUCAUGGAUACAGUGGUCCCUCGACUUACGUAAAUAAUCCAUUCCGAACGCACGUUCGGAGGUCGAAAUUUUCGUAAGUCGAAGAGCGCACCACGGAAGUCUGAAAACAUUCGUAAUUCGAGGAAGCCGCAUCUAAAAAUUUGUAGGUCGAGUAAGCUGAAUCUAAACCGGCAACUACUUCAGGUCUUUUUUGUCGCUCAUAACUCGAAAACAACGUAAGUCGAGUAGUUCGUAGGUCGAGGGAUUACUGUAUACGAUUUCUAACCAGAACAACUCAGUACUUAUAGCUAAGAUAUCAGUCAGCACCGGAUUUCUGUUCAGAAACUGAAUUAGAGAAAAUUUAUUGAACCAAUUUCUCUCUCUCUCUCUCUCUCUCCCUCUCCAGAUAGAUAGAUAAUGGUAAAUCCACCCUACUGAUGAUAAUAGGAUCUCAGUGGCGUUGGGGCAAGAUCUCAAUAAAGUAUUUAUUUAUGUAUGAAAUAUAUGCCCAAACUUAAAGUUUAUAUGCCCCACUUAAGGUUUCAAUCGAGCCCUCAGGAUGGCUAAUCUCCGAAACCUUUGCAAAACCCUAUAAUAGUUUAAAAAACAGAAAUGAAAUAGCAAGUAUAGAGAAUAACAAAACAAUGAACAGCAGCAACAAACACAUCAGCCAUUCCUAACCAUCCUAGAACCUCUUAAAAUGGCCUCUGAAACAGAAUCUUCUUUGCCACUCUUCUAAAAGCAAUAAUGGGGCAAGUUUGACUUCGCUCCUGGGGUAGGGAUUCCAUAAUCGGGGCACCACUGCUGUUGGGCACAAAGCUUACUCCUUGUGCCCAGCAGCAUAAUUCCCAGUGAAGAGGAGGGCAUCACCAGAUGAUCAUAGCUCAGAGGGCUGGGAUAAUCAUGAAUCAUACAGCAGCAUUCUCAGUGAACUGGUAGUGUAAUGGGAUUUGGGACUGCCGGGUGAAGAGUGUAGAUAUUUUCUCACAGUGUUGUCUUCGACUCAACAGCCUCUGUAUUUUAUAGUUAGUCAGCAGCCAGUUGCCUCACUGAUUUCUCCAGACUGAUAUGAAACGGCUAAGAUGUUUUACAUCUUUGUUUCCUUCUUCCCUCACACUAGGUUUUGAGUUGAGUGCACAAGUUUCUGAGGCCCCAUCUAUGGUAUGAACUUCAUAUUGGCAGGUACCAAUUUAACUGUCGAGGCUUCCCUAAAAGAAUCCUGGGAAAUAUAGAAGCUGUUCUUCUAUAUUCCUGGGCUAGGCUGCUCGUGUGGAUCACUGGGAUCCGUGCAGAUCCUGGUGCUCAGACCAACCCCGCUCCUAAGCCUGGCUCUAAGCCAAGGUUAAGGGAGCAAACGCUCCCUUAACCUGGCUGGGCUUGUGUGUCUCCUCGGGCUCCACACAGCCCGAGGAGAUGCAGAGAAGGUUGCCUAGAAUAUACGUUUCACAGAGGAUCCUGUCAAUGCACCGUGUUCAUGGCACAUUGCAUUGUGGGAUCUCUGGAGGCCAAGAUGUGUUGUCCCGGCCUCCAGAGCUCUGUGCUGCAUGGCACAGAGUUCCCAGAGUUCUCUGGGGAAAGGCAAUGACUGCUAAAUUAAACCCAUUUAAAUUUGUAGGCAUAGAUAUGCCCUUAUUCAAUGGCUCAUAAUAACUAAGCCUUUGGCUGGUUAGGUAUUAGCAUCUUACACCAGAGUCUGUAUGUCUCACUGUUCACAAGCCAGUGUCUUGUGUAUCUACAAUCACUUCUAUACUGUUCUAAUUCAAAUAUUAUAGCCUAUCUCUUCCUAUUGACACAAAAUGCACACAAAAUCAGCCCUUGUUCAUGCAACUUCAAUGUAGGCAUUACAGCUGGUUAUGUGGUAAAGUCAUUGUCUUAUUACUUCAAAACACAAAGAUCUAUUUUUGAGCCCAUAAGGAGGUGUGAAAAAAACAAUUACUUCGUAACAGGUUAACAAGCAAACUGAAUGUCCAGCAAAGCAAUCAGACUACUGCUUAGCCACAUGGCCAAAUAGUAUUCCCAUUCUGCACUCCUGCUACCUUCUGGUCAUGUGAAUCUGCCUUGACUUGAGCUCCAAAGGCAACUAAAAAUAAAUGAAGAACCAGGACCAAGGAUCAUUAAUCUGAUAUAGGGUACACUCAUGAUUCCAAUUGGAAUCCAAUGACAUGCCAUUAACAGAGCCAUAGAUUUCAGUGUUUUUAUUUUUAGCAAAUAAAGAUGGACUUGAUAUUCUGCUAAAAUUAAUAGGUGUGAAGGAAAAGCUGGGCUAGUGCAUUUAUCUCAAAUUACCUUUCAAAAGGGAGACCAAGAGACAUGCUACAUGAUCAGCAAAAUCACAUUGCGGUAUCCUCCCUGAAUUGUUCCACUUUAGCUACACAUAGCCAAUUUUGAAUGCUCUCCGCCAUUAAAGAAAACUUUUCACAUGUAGAAAACAAGCACAUCGAGGAGAAAGGUUCCAGCUUAGUUGCCCUGACAUUCCAGUUUUCAACAUGCAGGCAUUUUUCUGUCAUGUGGGAGAGCAUUUUUAAAAAUGCAGUUCCUGCCCCAGCUAAAAUCUGAAUGGCUACAGUCCAGGAAGGACUCCGCCCCAUGAUUGUGCUGAGCAUAUAGAUUAGCCCUGAGGCAUACACCUGAAGCAAUGCCCAGUGCUGAGGGGUCUUUCCCCUCCAAAGUGCCUAGACUGUUGUGACCAUAGUCACAACAGGCACUUCCCCACUCUGAAAUGAAACGUCAGCACAGUUCUUCAGUUCUCAGCUUUUGACCUGUAUGAAUCUGAGGACUAUGAAUGAAACACUAAUCUCCACCACACAGCCAGUUGAUGCACUUAAAUCAAGACCAAAGAAAAGUGUGGCUUGCUUGGAUUUUGAAUAUCUCUUUGUCCUUCCAUGCCAUUUUACAUCACAAUAUGUUCAAUCUCAGGUAUAUGAGGUCUUCUUGGUUGAGUUUUUUUUUUGUUUUUUUUAAAUAAAUAGUUUUUAUUGAUAUCGAAAGCUUGGGCAGUUCCUUUCUUGCCAUUUCUGCAUUGUAUCCCCCAAAGCCUUUCUGUUUCAUUUGAAAAAAUAAAGCAGUAUUAAUCAAAAGGCCUUUACUUUGGGGGGAAGCCAAGUGAUUGAUUGAGUUUGGCAUUGACCUUCAUGAACUUGCAUUUAUCUUUAGAGAAAGCCAUAUGAAAUCAGACUGCAAUAUUAAUUAUGAAUGCUAAUAUGUGUUUAAAACAAAACAAAUGGGGGGGGGAAACUUAGAUUGUGUGCUAAAUCACUUUGGCAUUUCUCUGUCUAUGUUUCCAGUACAAUAUGUUAGCUUAGUUUCCAUUCUAUUGAGAAACAACAUACCAAUGAUGUUCAACACAUCUUACAAACAGGCUCUUAGAACACUAGAACCAAUUGUUGUUAGGAAUCCGUUGUUGUGAUCUGAAUGUAAUGUCCUAUGUAUACCGAAACCCGUUCUCUGUAUCUGUUUUAUUCUGUGUUAACCGAGAUUCCGGUUAUAUGUGCUCAGUCGGCAACAUCUUUCAGUAAAUGUCUUUUUAAACUAUGCUUGUUUUCACACUCGCAUAAUAACAAAAAGCAGAACACUAACUAGAUGGGCAUUUUCCAAUAGGCAAAACAAAUGCUCCUUUUUCCUCUCCAAGAUGCAUGCAGCACCUUCCAAAGCAGCCUGAAGGUGACUUCAAGUAGAGACUUUGUGAAUGUAAAUUUUGUUUGUAAUUUGCCUGCUACCUUUUCCUGCAUGAUGUGGGUUCAAUGGUACAAUGUUCUUUUCAAAUGGAAUCACAGCCAAUAAACAACAAGAAGAACAACAAAACAAAUGGUAAUAAUAAAGUGAUUUCAUACCUUUUCCCCC
Molecule: messenger RNA, 7852 nt
Organism: Hemicordylus capensis (graceful crag lizard)
Lineage: Eukaryota; Metazoa; Chordata; Lepidosauria; Squamata; Cordylidae
Gene: CPLX1
Product: complexin 1
Exons: 4
Coding region: 285-689 (134 amino acids)
Biological process (GO): neurotransmitter transport; synaptic vesicle exocytosis; regulation of neurotransmitter secretion
Cellular component (GO): SNARE complex; terminal bouton
Molecular function (GO): syntaxin binding
Source: RefSeq, a predicted model, not a curated record